Messenger RNA from Prorocentrum cordatum, 213 nucleotides. The record is from the annotation of a GenBank genome assembly. NCBI's taxonomy places the organism in Eukaryota, Dinophyceae, Prorocentrales, Prorocentraceae.
GUGCCCACCGCGCGCCGCGGCCGCGAGGCGGCGGGGCGCGCGGCCCCCGAGCACCAGGCCGUCGAGGACCUGAAGGCGAAGCUGCUCAUGCCGGCGCUGUCACGGUUGGGCGAGGGGUCGCUGAAGGACGUGGCCGCAUGCCUCACCGUCGUGGCCCCGCCCGUCCGCCCGCCCGACAUCCUCAGCGACGCGGAGCGCGCCGCGGUGUGCAAG